Molecule: messenger RNA, 1294 nt
Organism: Corylus avellana
Lineage: Eukaryota; Viridiplantae; Streptophyta; Magnoliopsida; Fagales; Betulaceae
Product: RING/U-box superfamily protein
Biological process (GO): ubiquitin-dependent protein catabolic process
Cellular component (GO): endoplasmic reticulum
Molecular function (GO): ubiquitin protein ligase activity
Source: RefSeq, a predicted model, not a curated record
GACUUCAUAGCGAUGACUCUGACCGUCUGACUUGGGAAAAAUCGGAAAAGCCUGGAAUUUUCCACGGGCUUAUUAGGUUUUCCGAGACUACCGCCAUUGUUCCAAAUUCGAUCUCCGAGGAGAAGCCAAUUCGUUUACAUAUCAAUCAGAAAGGCAUUCAUUUUGGAGUUUCUGGGAGCUUGAGAGAUGGCAAGUGGAUUUGGGGGAUCAACAACGAGCGUGCCACAGCAAAACCCGUCUUGCUUGGGCAAUAACGCCAACGAUGUGGGCGAUUUUGAAUGCAAUAUCUGCUUUGAUUUAGCUCAAGACCCAAUUGUUACACUUUGCGGUCACCUCUUCUGUUGGCCGUGUCUAUAUAGAUGGCUCCACCAUCACUCUCAUUGCCAGGAAUGCCCAGUUUGCAAGGCCGUCAUACAAGAGGAGAAAUUGGUUCCUCUAUAUGGAAGGGGCAAAACACAGAGUGACCCACGAUCAAAGUCGUAUCCAGGUAUUGACGUUCCUAACCGUCCGGCAGGGCAACGGCCCGAAACUGCUGCUCCUCCUCCCCCAGAAGCAAAUCAGUUUAACUUUAGCAAUCAUGGCUUUGGAUUUAGAGGGGGUUUUGCGCCAAUGGCGACAGCUAGGAUUGGUAACUUCACUCUGGCUUCUGCUUUUGGUGGUCUGAUUCCUUCCUUGCUAAAUAUUCAGUUUCAAGGCUUCCCAGAUGCUACUGUGUAUGGGCAGACUUCUGGUUUUCCCAGUGGGUUUAAUACGUUUCAUGGGGGCCAUGCACACAGGUUCCCCCCACCAGUCAGUCGAGGACAGCAUGCUGAUGUUGUUUUGAAGAAUCUUCUUUUGCUGAUUGGCAUCUUUGUCAUCGUUGCUCUUCUUUGUUGGUAAUUUGUUUUUACCUCUCAAACUUAAACUGAUGAUGGAUUUCUACAGCGGUCGAUGUUCUGUCCUGUAUAUACAUUAGCGGCUUGAUGACUUCAUUUCGUGAUUGUCAAUUCGAUGUUUUUGAAAUCUAAAAUUUGGACUUGUACGCUUUUUCUUAAGUUGCCUGACAAAAUCUCUCUCUAAUGUAUGCCUGUGUUGUGGUCUUUUAAACAUCUUCAUCCUAAGGAUCGUGCUUUCAAGUUUUCUGUCUUCAUUAUUAUUCUCUCAUUCGAGAGCUGCCAGAUCUAAUUGCAAGACGCAUGUACGGUAAAGCUUCAAAGGCUUCAUCAAGUUGAAAGAUGGUUUUAAUCAAUGUUUCUUGAUGCAAACUUUUUGUAAGAGACUCUUUCUUAUUGUAAUGCAGUCUAUUUUUGGUAUU